Puccinia graminis f. sp. tritici CRL 75-36-700-3 is the source of this 876-nucleotide messenger RNA. RefSeq lists its product as uncharacterized. Bases 1 to 876 code for a protein of 291 amino acids. Gene Ontology annotation, biological process: mitochondrion organization; phospholipid transport. The transcript has a single exon. The record is from RefSeq and is a predicted model, not a curated record. NCBI's taxonomy places the organism in Eukaryota, Fungi, Basidiomycota, Pucciniomycetes, Pucciniales, Pucciniaceae. Gene Ontology annotation, cellular component: ERMES complex.
AUGGCAACGGAAAUUGUUCGCGAAUCAAAAAUUCUUCUCAACAACGACAACUACGCGCUCUGGUUGCUCCCAAUGAAGGCCAAACUCCAUAAAGCAAAAUCCCUCACCAUCGUUACCGGAAUCCAUACCUGUCCCGACCCUGAAAAGGACAAAGAAAAUGCUAAACUCUACGUCAAACUGAAUGAAGACGCCUACGCCGAGAUUGUUCAGCACUUGAAUCAAGAAGUACUUGCAUAUGUUAGUUCUACCCAAACCGAGACCGACGAAUUCAAUGGGUACAAGUUAUGGCAACUUCUCAAACAAAAAUACGCCGGUAACGAUCUGACAUCACGAACCACCGCUCUCAAGAAAUACUUAGCCGUCGAAUAUGACUCCUUCUCAGCGUUCCUCCCUCUCAUUCGAUCGGCCAAUCAGAAGAUUGUGCUCUCCAAACUUGCCCUUGACGAUCAAGUCAAAACUAUCUUGAUGCUCGACAAACUCCCUCCUGAAUUUCACUCUUUCAAGACUAACAUCUCUAUGAAUUUCGAAACCGAAUCCUUUGAAGAAGUACUGAAAAAAUUAGAAGACUUUGCUGCGCAAAAUCAGUUGAACGAGCUCAAGAAACGAUCAACCUCCCCGAUUUCGUCUCAAGCCACUAUGUACACUCGGUCUUCUGAUCCCGAUAUUGUCUGCCCUCAUUGUAAGCGAGGAUUCCGAGUAUGCUCCCACUGCUUCAAGAGUGGUCACACCGAAGACAGUUGUUAUCAAAAGCAUCCCAAAAAGCGAGCUCCAAAGUCAGUCGCUUCCUCGUCCAAACAACACUCAUCUCAUCUGACUCGAUACACCCAGGAAGACAAAGAAUAUCUCCAACAAAAGUAUCCGGACCUUCACCUAUGA